GUUCGCUCGGUGCAAACGGUUUAACUGCAAUGCUUUUUAACUGCAAGUCCGCUAAGUGCAACAAUUUUGCAGUUAUCGCACCGCUAUCUGUCAAAAACAAAACGUCAACACGGUUGCGAUGUUUUUCGGAUGCACUACAGCUGCAUUGCGAUGUUUUUGAGUGCAUUCUGGCUGCGUCCAACAGCAUUUGACAACUGUUUGACGGCUGUCAGUCGUUGCAGUUAGCGAAUUACAUUCGGUAACUGAAACGUAAACAUGUUGCACUUAUCGAACGUCUACUGUACUACUGCAACAGCGAGCCGCCCACAUCCCAGCUGUCAAACAAUAUUUACGUUUCCAGUGGUCUCGGUCUCCCGUUUUUGUGAAUCCGUUCGGAAUCGUACAAACAAACUGAUAUCGUUUAGUUACUAGAGGUAAUCAAAACCUGAUCAAAUUGUACGUGAAGUUCUAAUAUCUUGCAAUGUCCGAGCGUAAAGUGUUGAACAAAUACUACCCGCCGGAUUUCGAUCCGUCGAAAAUCCCCCGGGUCAAGCUACCGAAGAACCGCCAGUACACGGUCCGGCUGAUGGCCCCAUUCAACAUGCGGUGCGUGACGUGCGGCGAGUACAUCUACAAGGGCAAAAAGUUCAACGCCCGCAAGGAGGACGUCGAGAACGAGGACUACCUCGGCAUCCGGAUCUAUCGGUUCUACAUCAAGUGCACCCGCUGCCUGCAGGAGAUAUCCUUCAAGACAGACCCGCGCAAUACGGACUACGAAAUUGAGGCCGGCGCGACGCGCAAUUUUAUGGCACUGAAGCUGGCGGAAGAGCAAGCCCGCCGGGAGGAGGAGGAAGCCCGCGAAGAGGAAGCUACCAAUCCGAUGAAGCUGCUGGAGAACCGCACCCAGCAGUCCAGGAACGAGAUUGAGCUGCUGGAAUCGUUGGAGGAGCUGCGGGAUUUGAAUCGCCGGCAGCAGGACGUGGACUACGACCGGAUGCUGCAGCAGUACGACCCGACCGAGACGAUUCGCGAGCGGGAGGAACGGCUGGAGCGGUUGGAUGAAGAGUAUAUCAAAACCGUUAAAUUUCGCUCCCAGACGUCAUCGGCAGUCACCGCUACCGGUAACAGCUCUGGGCUGAAGCGUGUCGCCGCCGAGGAAAUCAUCGAAGAGAUCAAACAAGAGGACGAACCAGGUCAACACGGUACUGGCGCCGUCGAAACAACUCCAGCAGGUGCAGCUGGAGAUUCAAAGGCAUCCUCCACAUUGACGUCCAUCGGUGGUGCCACGACGUCGGUGGCGGCCGUCGUCGGCGGAGGUAAGGUGAAAAAGUUGGACACCACCAACAGCUACAGCAUCGGUGUGCGGAAAAGUUCACUGAACAAUUUGGUAGUCAAGAAGAAGCAGCAGCCAACGGCGACGACGACGGCCCCUGCGGUUAGCGGUGCUUCCACUGUUGCUGGUGGUGAAUCGAGCAAAACGGAAGCUGUGCCCGCAAAAACCACGACGACAGUAGCUAGUGGAAGUAGUAGCAGUACAAGUAGUGUGGCUGCAGUUGGCGUUGCUACUGCCACAGCAAGCUCGGUAGGCUCGACAGCGGUCAGUGGAUUAGGUCUUUUGGGGGCUUACUCCGAUAGUGAAAAUUCGUCCGAUGGCAACGAAUGAUAACUCACUCAGUGUCACUGUAUUGUAAGUUUUUUUCUUGGCGGAAAUCAAUUAACGGUAAGAUUACUCUUGUGUUUUUGUUGUAUUGUAUAACAAAACAAAAAUGUGAUGAUUGAUGAAAA
Aedes albopictus (Asian tiger mosquito) is the source of this 1764-nucleotide messenger RNA. RefSeq names its product splicing factor YJU2. Gene Ontology annotation, biological process: mRNA splicing, via spliceosome. Bases 461 to 1642 code for a protein of 393 amino acids. NCBI's taxonomy places the organism in Eukaryota, Metazoa, Arthropoda, Insecta, Diptera, Culicidae. The record is from RefSeq and is a predicted model, not a curated record. Gene Ontology annotation, cellular component: U2-type catalytic step 1 spliceosome. The transcript is spliced from 3 exons.